GUCGACCCUCUUGGCCAGCCCGUCAGAGCAGCUCCAACUGUUGCCCGUGCGUUCCGUUCGUUCCGAGGUUUAUCCGCGGUGCCCGUUCUCCCUCCUACUCUUCGGCAAGGCCCCGGACUGGGUUUUCAGAUCAACAUGAGGAUGAAAGGCGGCCUCUCCACCUUGAUACACAUGUCGGCCCUGCGCCCGCUUGUCAUAUGUGGGCCAUCCGGUAGUGGAAAAUCGACGCUGCUCAAGAAGCUGCUGAAAGACUUCGGCGAUUACUUCGCCUUGAGUGUGUCGCAUACUACCCGAAAGCCCAGGCCCGGUGAAGUGAAUGGCAAAGACUACCAUUUCAUUUCGCGGGACGAAAUGGAACAGGCCAUCGAGGCGGGGGAAUUCAUCGAGUACACGGAGUUUUCUGGGAACUUGUAUGGCACCAGUAAGAAGUCCGUGCGUGAUGUUCAAGAGCAAGGGCGAAUCUGCAUCCUCGACAUUGAAAUUGAGGGUGUGAAGAACAUAAAGAACACAGAUCUGAAUCCCCGCUACAUCUUCGUCAAGCCUCCGAGCAUGAAGGCCCUUGAAGAGCGGCUCAGAGGUCGGGGAACUGAAAGUGAAGAGAGCUUGAGUAGACGCCUGGCAAGAGCUAGUGAGGAGAUUGCCUAUGGUGAAAACCAGGGCAACUUUGACCUUCUGCUAGUCAAUGACAACCUCAAAAGUGCAUACAACAAGCUCCGAGAUUACCUCAUAAAGGAGUACAGUAUGGGUUUCUCUAUUAUCCAGGAAGUGGAGGAGCUUCAGAAGAAGCCAAAGAUCUAGUCGCACAUGCCAUCUGUGGACUCAGCACACCAUCAUGCAUCAUAUUCCUGUUGCCUGUAACUUAUUGUGGAUUCAUUUUUGCUGCGACGCAAAUGCCACACUUCACAUGGGAAACCAUGUUUUUUCUGUAUAGCAUUGGUACUGAUCUUAAUGCUAUCUGGGUGGGCUGCUGCGUAAGACACCACUGAUGACAGAACAUAUGGUUCUUGUUUCCUCCCUUUUUAUUCCUAUUUUCAUAAUUCAUUUUUCCCCCAUUUUAUUUAAGAGUCAUUCAUGAGUCUAAUGUUGUGAGACACUCGUACGUGCACACUGCAUUUGUGAUACUGUUGACAAGGCUUGAGUAGAAUCUUGACCAUGUGUCUGUACACUGACUGUAUGUUGUAGUUGUGUAGGUGCGGGGGACAAGCAUGAGCUCAGUCGUAUGCGUUUCUUGAUCCUGCUACCAGUGAUCAUGUGCAGAGUGUUGCUGCAGAACAAGUGCUGCACCUGCUACGUGGACGAGCUUUGUUUUCUGCCAAACAAGUUCUUGUUACUGUAUGCCUUGGACAAUUCCUAUUCGGAUUGGUGACAUUUAAUUACAUAUUAUAACCGGCUUGACUCUGUAGUCCCCUAAUGGUUGUUUCUGUAGCUUGUGUAUUGUGUUACGUUCUACAGAAACUUAGUACUAAGCUUUAAGUGUGCAUGCACUGUGAUUUUUGUGUAAACUAGAAAUGGAUUGUGGCUCAUGAGUCAGAUUUCAGACUGACAAUGUUGCUGCAUUUCUAUGAUUUGCAUGUGUGGCAGAAUGAAUGUGUGUGUAUUCAAGAAUCUCACUUAAUUUAAGCUAUUGGGGUCAUGGGUUCAAUGUGGUGAAAGCAAACCUUUAAUGGGCCAGUGUGUUUCCCCUUCUGUUCGUUUCUUUUUUUCCUUCUACAUUAAAGCAUGGUAAUGAGCUGGUGAAAACAAGGCAUGACCCUAUUCUUGUUGCAUUUUAUUGACCAUGGCUAUUAUUUUAAUGUACAUAUUUUGUUGGCCUUGGACCAAAACAAUUGAUGUGCUUGUUUUGCAUUUUCUUCUUGGGGGCACUUAUAUAUGCCACUUGAAGAAUGUGUGUUGACCAGCUAGCACAGCUGUUCUUUGUUCAUAUGUUUAAAUGAUGCAUGGUCUACACCAUGUUCCCUCUUUGCAGAGCUUUCAUAGGUCACAGCACAAUGUGAGCCAUAACUGUCUUGGUAACAGUCAUUCAGAUAGAAACUGCUUUAGAAGCAAGUGGGUAGGGAAAACAUUGUGUUGUGCUUAGAGCACACCUGUUAAUUUAAUGUUCCUACAAUAUUGGCUUGGAUGUGUACACUGAAUAAACAGCUUCUGGAACAUCCUCGUGA
Dermacentor andersoni is the source of this 2159-nucleotide messenger RNA. RefSeq names its product guanylate kinase. Gene Ontology annotation, molecular function: GMP kinase activity. Gene Ontology annotation, biological process: purine nucleotide metabolic process. The record is from RefSeq and is a predicted model, not a curated record. Lineage: Eukaryota; Metazoa; Arthropoda; Arachnida; Ixodida; Ixodidae. Gene Ontology annotation, cellular component: cytosol.